Messenger RNA from Portunus trituberculatus (swimming crab), 1210 nucleotides. Its product is annotated as putative nuclease HARBI1. Lineage: Eukaryota; Metazoa; Arthropoda; Malacostraca; Decapoda; Portunidae. The record is from RefSeq and is a predicted model, not a curated record. The coding region runs from base 431 to 883 and encodes 150 amino acids. The transcript has 4 exons.
ACAAAGCUCUCACUCCUGAGAUGAAGGUGUUAAUAACAUUAAGAUACUUAGCAACUGGAAAAAUGCAACCGUGCAAUGGUGAUGAUCUAGGAGUGUCAUAACAAACUGUGAGCAGGGUCAUCACUGAAACACUGGAUGCCUUGUGUGCACCUCACAUUUUGAACACAUAUACAGUUUCCUGCGAAUCACCAUCAACAGCAAUCAAAGGCAGAAUUUAGGGCAAUUGCUGGGUUUCCGAACGUUAUUGGUGCAAUUGACGGAACUCACAUAAGAAUUGUCAGACCAAGUCAGUUUGAGGCAAAGUACGUCAACCGCAAGAGAUACCAUAGCAUCAAUGUACAGGUGGUCUUUGAUGCCAAAUAUAGGAUAAUUGACUUGGAAGCUAAAUGGCCAGGCUCAGUUCAUCCUGAAUGAAAGUGGGUUAAAGACCAUGUUUGAGACGGGUGUUGUACCAGCUGGUUGCCAUUUGCUUGGAGACAGUGGGUAUGGGAGCAAGACUUGGGUGCUGACCCCAUAUCUUCGACCCCAGCCUGGAUACCAAUUACACUACAAUAGAGCUCAUAAGAGGACAAGAAGUGUUGUGGAGAGAGGUAUUGGCCAGUGGAAGCGGAGAUUCCAUGUACUCCACAGCGAAAUUCAUGUCACUCCCCCAGCAAAAGUUUGCAAGAUUAUUUUUGUCUGUGGUGUACUGCACAACAUAUGCAAACAAAGAAAUAUUCAACUCCUUUUGGAAGAUAGCCAACCACCAGCAGAGGCAGAGAACAACAUAUGGAGUGAUGACGAAGAGGAUGGUGAUGGAGCCGAGCAACCUCCUGCAGGUCAUCAUGCCCAUAAUGGACUGCUCUACAGAGAUGAGUUUGCAAGACUCCAUUUUAACACUUAAGACUAAGGACCCCUGCAGCAUCACACUGGAGCAACAAUGAAGGGCAUUUAUUCGGAUGAGGUAAAUCAUUUUAGAUUGCUGGACAGGGGAGACAGGCACUGUGGAGGUGGAGGCUGGUCCAGCUUGCAGACUUGAAGCUGUGGUAGCCUGCAUCACACGAGUCAGGUCAGCUGCAGCUUGCAGGCUAGUGGCAGUAUCAGUGGCAGCCUCAGUGAGAGAGGAGUCAGUGGCAGUCACUACCGCUGCCCCGGCUUCAUCAUCCCAGCCACUGGCUUCACCCUCAACUACAGGCAGUUCCACACUAAAAUAAGAUAUAAAAAAAAAAUG